Messenger RNA from Williopsis jadinii, 627 nucleotides. RefSeq lists its product as uncharacterized. NCBI's taxonomy places the organism in Eukaryota, Fungi, Ascomycota, Saccharomycetes, Phaffomycetales, Wickerhamomycetaceae. The record is from RefSeq and is a predicted model, not a curated record. Bases 1 to 627 code for a protein of 208 amino acids. Gene Ontology annotation, cellular component: outer membrane. The transcript has a single exon.
AUGUCAGCUAGAGAUUACUACAGCGGCUCUGAGGGCCAGAGCGACAACUACAACCAACAGCAAGGUGGUUACAACCAACAGCAGGGCGAGUACAACCAACAGCAAGGUGGCUACAACCAACAACAAGGCCAACAACAAGGUGGCGAUGGUGAAAGAGGUUUGUUCACGGAUCUUGCUGGUGCCGCUGCCGGUGGUUACGCUGGUGGCAAGAUCAGCGGAAACCACAGUACACUGGGUAAGAUUGGUGGUGCUGUAGCUGGUGCGUUUGUUGCUCACAAGGCUAGUGACAAAUGGGACGACCACAAGCAACAGCAGCAGCAGUUUGGUGGCCAAGGCCAAGGUCACCAUGGGGGAAGAGAACAAGGUGGCAGAAAUGGUCCUCCAGGUGGUGGAUUUGGCGGUCCAGGAGGCCCAGGAGGCCCACCACCACCAGGUGGAUUUGGAGGUCCAGGAGGUCCAGGAGGUCCAGGAGGCCCAGGAGGCCCAGGCGGCUUUGGCGGUCAACAAGGUGGCUUUGGUGGUCAACAAGGAGGCUUCGGUGGUCAGCAAGGAGGUUUUGGUGGUCAACAAGGUGGUUAUGGUGGUCAACAAGGUGGCUACGGUGGUCAACAAGGUGGAAGAUGGUAA